Messenger RNA from Acaulospora morrowiae, 723 nucleotides. The record is from the annotation of a GenBank genome assembly. NCBI's taxonomy places the organism in Eukaryota, Fungi, Glomeromycota, Glomeromycetes, Diversisporales, Acaulosporaceae.
AUGUCAGACAAAAAGGAGCGGUCGAUUGCAAAUCAAGAAAAAACAGUAGAUUCAGAAGUAGACUCCAAAAAGGCUUUCUCCUUAUUGUUUGUUCCUGAAAUAUUAGCUGAAAUAUGUGAAUAUGUAGAAUCACCAAAAGAAUUGUAUAGUCUUUCUGCUGUAUGUAGAAAGCUUCGCGAUCUUCUGUGGUCAAAUUCAAUAAUGACGCAAAAAAUUUGGCGAGACAGUCGUUUUAGAUUGGAAGAUAAAAAAACCCAACCACCCAAGGGCAUGAGCGAACAACAAUAUAUUUGGUUGAAACAUAUGGGUGUUUCAUGUCAAUACUGUAGGAGCACGAGCACCAUGAAAAAUAAAUGGGAAUUUAAGAGAUUAUGUUGUGAAGAAUGUGUACAAAAGAAAACUACCAGUCGAAGCGAACUUCUGAAGAAAAAGAUUCCAGAAGAAUUGCUUUCAUGUCUUCCUUAUGCUCAAACUAUUAGCCAUUUUACGAAUGAUGUGUUCUUUCCCAUUCAUCACGGAAGUUUAGAUGAUAGUUGUUAUUAUUGGACAGAUGACGUUUAUGCUAUCCUAGCAGAGUACAAUGAAUUAAACGAAAAUAAUAAAAAAGCUUGGCUAGAGAAAAGACAAACAGCGACAAAUGAAUACAUUGCAUAUAUUAAUGAAAUUAAAUCGCGAGAACAGAAUGAAUUAAUAGUAGACAUCUUUAAAAAAUUUUUAGCAUAA